This is a messenger RNA of Ciona intestinalis (vase tunicate), 1868 nucleotides long. NCBI's taxonomy places the organism in Eukaryota, Metazoa, Chordata, Ascidiacea, Phlebobranchia, Cionidae. The record is from RefSeq and is a predicted model, not a curated record.
UGUAAUGUCUUGUAUUGCAUCAUUUUAUUAUUUUGAAUUAAGCAGUGGGAUUUAAAUGCUAAACUUUAAAUUGCAGCGACAAAAAUAAACACUAUAAAUGUCUAAAUAAUGCUGGGAGAUGCAGUUUCAAUUGAACAGUGUAAAGUUCAAGAAUUUACUGUUGGUUAUCAUAGUAAUUCAAGCAAUUGCAUUCCUGUCUUAUUAUAGACUUGCACCUAAAAAUGUUACUUCUAAACCAGUGGUAUAUAUGGCAGGAGAAACUUUAGAUUACAGUGGUGAAUACAGAAUUGUGCAAUUUUACAAGUAUCAAGGUGUAAGCCUUGAAUAUCGGUUUUAUGAUGUUUCUCUCGCAACACAAUGUUCCGUAAACCAUCUUCACCACUUGGUAGAGCUGUUGGACAGAUGGGACGGGCCAGUUUCAUGUUCAGUGUUCGUUCCUAAUCAGGAUGCUAGUUUUGCAGAUGAUGCAAUUAAAAGAUUACGUCAAUGUUUUCCUAAAAUUAAUCGACACGUUUCAUUUCAUCUUGUUUAUCCUUCAACACAUAUUGCAGAUCUCAGUUUGGUGGGAACUUGGUUGGAGCUGUCUUGUUCAGAACUUCUUGUCAGACUUGAAAACUUUGGUUACCAGAAUUACGAUGUAGCUGGAAUCUCUUUCCCCCACAAUGCAUUGCGAAACGCAGCUCGUAGUGGAGUUCUGACACAGUAUGUUCUUUUGGUUGAUAUUGAUGUGAUGCCAAAUGUUGGUUUAAGAAAUCAGUUUAUUGAAUUUGCAAAUCGUAACUCACUCUUCAAUACCUCUGUGAUGGAUCUAACAGCUUAUGUUGUUCCUGUAUUUGAAGUUCUCGCUGGCUUGGAAUUUCCAAAAGACAAAAAACAACUCUUAAAUGGGGUUGAAAAUGGUUCCGUUCGGCCUUUUCAUAACGAAACUUGCUGGUGGUGUCAUAAAACUGAAGACUUUGACAGGUGGAAGUCAUUUCCACAGGGUGAAAAUCUCAAUGUAGCAUUCAUAGCAGAAUGGGACAAAAGCUGGGAGCCAUUCUACAUAGCUCGACGUGAUGUACCUAUGUUUGACGAACGAUUUAAACAAUAUGGCUUUGACAGAAUUCAACAGAUUUGUGAAAUGUAUGUGGCUGGUUACAGCUUUUCUGUGUUGGACAAUGCAUUUCUUACCCAUCAUGGUUGGAAAACUGCUGGUGGAUUCUACGCAAAGAAAGAUUCUGACAACGCACAAAACUGGAUUUUAUUUAACUACCACUUCAAGGACAAUCUUUUAACAAAGUAUUCAACGAAUAGAACCUGUUCACCCAUUAAACCAUGGAUUCCAAAAAAUAAAAGGAAAUUCUCCCAAGCCUUAGCGUAGCGUUCGACGAAAACAGGUUUUGCUUAUGAAGUGUUUGCCAGCGUGUCGUUGAAUGAACAACGUUGCUAUGACGGUGGGUUAACGUCCACAUAUAACUGGUUUCUUGGAACCAACGCUUUGGAUGGCGAAAUGAUUGUAGCAGCUACUGCUAUGAUGUAUGCGGCCUGUUGUCAAAUGUUCUUCUUAAAGCUAUUGACAACUCAUUAGUAUUGACACAUCUUUGUUUGGGGUAUACACAAAUAUAAUACUAUGAUAGCUGUUUUACCAAAGGCUAGGCAUCCCUAGAAUUACGCGCAUUUGUAUUUGCUUUCCUCUGAAUGGUCCGUACACGAGCAUAAGUUCGUGUCUAUUUCAUUGGAGAAAGACCUUAACAAUAUUUUUGUGUAUAAACAACAUUAGGUAAAAACACUGUAAUUGCACAAACCACUUACGAUAUGUCAUAGGUGCAUCAAAUGUUUCUUCAUUUAAUAGUUGGUCAGUUGUUAUAUAUACUUUUUAUACUUAACUU